Molecule: messenger RNA, 2150 nt
Organism: Suillus plorans
Lineage: Eukaryota; Fungi; Basidiomycota; Agaricomycetes; Boletales; Suillaceae
Exons: 8
Coding region: 132-1907 (591 amino acids)
Source: RefSeq, a predicted model, not a curated record
CUCUGUAAAUACGUUUUGGCACCCGAACAGCAGCUUACACAUAUUAACCCUUCCCGAACGCCCCCAAUAUCAUACCUAAUCCCUCUCCCCAUCUCCUGCAUCCUCUUAUUUUAAUCCUCCUCUAUUCCUUCAUGUCGGAGGAUAUGGACACAGAUGACAUCAACUCAGAUACCUCUCCUCCUCGAGACAUCCCUCAUAAUUCAUCUCCAAAUUCCCGAAAGCGGAAAACCCCUCCAGAACGAGGAGAUUCCGCUGACGCUGAAGGCGAGAGUGUAGACGACUCAGUCGCCGUUCCAAAAGGCGAGUAUGAAACCGGUCGUGUCAUGUGUGAAGUCUGCAGCGAGGGCGUCUCGUUUCGUGACGAAGCAACCGGCGGAUUUACCCUGAAACACUGGGACGCCCAUCGCCAGCAAUGUGCCAACACAACUCAGGCCGUGCCAGAACCUGUCAUCUAUACUCCGGAAAGUACGGCAGAGGCCCUUGCCAACCCUCCUGCCAAACGGCGGCGCGCUAAGCGCACUGAAGAGGAACGCAUUGACUACCUUAGGGCGGAUCCUUACGUCGCACAGUUCGAGGCAUAUCGCGUAUUAUGUGCAUCGUGCGACAAGUGGAUCCGACUCCGUCCUAAUUCCACAUAUUGCUCCAUCCCUUGGGAUGCUCACCGCAAGAGUUGCUUGUCAAAAAAGAUUAACAACAAGAAUGGUUGUGCCCUCGAAGAGAGAAAUUCAUUGCUCUCCAAAGACCCGGACGUCCGCAAGUUUGAUGCCGAGCGGGUACUGUGCAAUACUUGCGACCGUUGGAUCCAAGUCAGCCCCGAAAACCAUAUGCAGGCGGUCCAAAAGUGGUUACACCACAGGUCGUCCUGUCAAAAGGGUGCUGGACAGUCUUCCGCAGCUCAAGCGGAAGCUUCAUCGUCUCAACCACCGAAAUCUGACACAGCAGCCCGAGAUAGCCAACACGUGUCUGCAACUUCAAGGCGUCCUUCGGGCUCACCCGUCCACGGAAAAACUCCCAUACCACCGGCAACACCAUGCUCACCGUCUUCAUCCUUCAAGGAUUUGACACCCACCAAUUUUCCAGCUCAUGAAUCUCGUCGACGAAAUGCCGAACAACGAGCUGCAACUCUCAAGGCAGAUCCUCUGGUUGAAGAGGUUGAGCCGAACAGAGUAUUCUGUUCUCUUUGCAAGAAGUGGGUUCAGCUUCGACAAGAUAGUUCAUACUGCGCGUAUCCAUGGAUACAGCAUCGGGGAAAGUGUUUAGCUCGACAUCAGAGGCGAGCUCAGAAAGCUGCAGAAGUUGCAGAAAUUAGAGCCAAAGGUGGCACAACCCAUCCUGACGACGGAAGCUUGUCAGAUGAUGAUGCGUCUGCCGAAGACGAACUAGAAUCAGAGGAACCACACGACACCCAGGAACUCCCCACGGAUGAUAAGCGCAAAGCCAGGUUUUCGGAUUUUCGGUCUCUUCACACUACAAAGAAACAACGAUUAGACAAUGGAAGCAGCCGCACUGGCCCCACUUGGGUUGUUCCUGAUAAUGCUUCCACCAGCAAGAGAUCAUCACAAAACGUCCGCUCUAUCCGCCCAAAGGGAAGCGACCUUCAGGUGCCAACGGAAGCCUCCGGGUCGACGAGCCGCCUGAACCGCCGUCUUGCGCUUAGUUUUGCUGACUUGACCACCGUUCCUGGCCGGAUGGAUUUCAUUUUUUCGUCAAUCGCAUAUCUAUUUAUGACCACUUAUGACAGCACGGAUGACAUGACCAUAUCUUCCCUGUUGACCUACUUAAACUCUGCCAUACCUGCAGACAAACACGAGGACUUUGACACAGCCGAAGUCGUCAAAGCGGCGGCCGCCUUACAGGACCGUGGUGACAUCAUCUUUGAAGGCGAUAUGUUACGCCUUCCGGACUAGCGGGUAAUCUCGGACGUUUUGAUUCCGAUUCUUGUGCAUAUAUGUAUACCUAUUUUCUCGUUUUGCAUUUCUUGGACUGCCACUCCACUAUCUACUUAUUAGCCCUGCAUCCAUAAGGUCCCCUCAUCCAUCACGUUGAUUUUUGUUCAACUUCACCGACGACAAUCGCAUCGAAAGUGUAUCUACCGUUCAUACCACUGACGUCUUGUAUCAUUGCUAAUUUCUUGAAUGCCAUGUGUUGUA